This is a messenger RNA of Diuraphis noxia (Russian wheat aphid), 1058 nucleotides long. RefSeq lists its product as uncharacterized. The record is from RefSeq and is a predicted model, not a curated record. Lineage: Eukaryota; Metazoa; Arthropoda; Insecta; Hemiptera; Aphididae.
UUGAAAAAAUUUUGAAAUUUGAAUUAAAAUGACAUUUAGACUUAAAUAUUCAAUAUUCGUCUUCUGCAGUUCCGUUGAUCGUACCUACUUUGAAUUUUAAUAAUAAUACUUAUUGAAACGAACGGAACAACAUGAACUAUAUAAAAGGAYGAUUGUGUGAUGGAUGUCAAACAUUUGUUUUACUAAAUAGCUCACAUAAAUGUCGCAGUUCUUUACUCGAUCAGUUUGAAAUAGAAAGUUCCCCGUAUAAUUCGUCAGAAGAUACACCUGCACCAACUUCAAAGGUUAACUGUAAAAAGUCAGAAGAUGGUGUUGCUAAACAAGAUAUGUCAAAACUUAUUGAAAUCAUUGAAACAUGUGCACCUCUAUGGAACUUUAAAUUAUCCCUCGGUGAAAGAUCUGAUGCUAUCAAGGCUAACUUAUGGAAUAGUGUAUAUGUACAUUUUAACGGAAAAUAUUCAAUUUCUGCAUUGCAAAAAAGUUGGAAGUAUUUAAAAGAAAAGUAUAUGAGAGAGAAAAAAAUUCCACCUUCUGGCAGUGCAGCUAGUAAAAAAGAAUGGCCUCAUUUACGCAGUUUACAGUUUUUAGAUGAUGUAGUAUUAUGUAAAAAAGGCACUACGGAUAGUAUUCCUAGUACUUGCGAAGAGUUUGAUACAGAUGAACCACCAAAACGGAAAAAAAAAUUAUUAAUGGAAGAUCACAUGUCAAUGAUAAUUGACGAGUUAAAAGAUAGCAGGCCAAUUCCUCCAACUCCCCCAAAACCUGAAGAAAUAAAUGAAGAUAGAGAUUUUUAUUCAUAUUUGACAAGACUUAUGAUAGGUCUACCAAGAAAUGCUAAACUCAGAUUACAACACACAUUCAUUAACAUGGUAUUUGAAAUUUUGAACAAAUUGAAUAGAAAAAAUUUAAAAUGCCUAACAAAAAAAAAAAUUAUGUUGACCGAGCAAAGAUGGGAAGGUAAGGUGAAGACAGAUCUUACUGGAACAUCACAAGGAACAAAAAUUGAAGAUAGGUGGAGAGGAGUGGCUGAAGAAACAAAGGYCCUACACGGACUGUAA